CCAACACUUCACAAGUCACUGUACAGUCAUGGUGCAGGGUAGCUUAUCACCCUCCUGAGAGAGAACUCACAAAAAAAAAACGACCCUGCCCAAUAUUACCAGAACUAUCAGAAAUGAUCCGAAUCUACAACAGCCAAUACUACAACUUCCUGCAGCAGGCGGAUGCCCUUCGUCAAUCAGGUAUGCUCUGCGAUGUCAUUAUCUCAGUGCAGAGCCAAACUUUUCGGGCACACCGGUUAGUUCUAGCCUGUGCUAGUAGAGCGUUAGCGCAGCACCUGGCCAAAGCUGACUCGGACAGCCCAGCCCUUUGCACGUUGGAGUAUUUCACUCCCCAAACCUUCCAGCAAGUUCUGGACUUCACUUACACUCAAGCUCUUGAAGUGCCAGCAAAAGACCUGAAGCAACUGCUGAGAGCUGCCCAGCUCUUAGAAAUGCAGCUGCUGGAGGACCAGUGCCGCAAACAGCUUGACUGUCUCGAAGCCAGAAAGGAAGAUGAGAGCAGAGAAGCGGCUGACCUCAGAGAGGAAAAGAAAGGUUUACAAGAGACAGAUCAAACGCAAAAAAGUAAAAUUCUCGAGAACAAACUCAAACAGAUAUCCUCCCCAGAAGAAAAAUCCAGCGUUGGCAUCGUCAUGGAAAAUGUUUCACCUGCCGAUUCUAAUGAUAUCCGUAACAACCAAAAAUCCCCAAGAAGGAAGGCAGGAUUGUCCCCAAUACCAGCAGCACUGUGCAACAGAGAUAGUGUGAUUACCAGGUCCAACACUAGCAGCUCAUCUUUUUCCCCUGCAUGGGCAUUCCCAAACAUGUGGGUCUCUGGGAAUCACUUUAAAACCUUAGGCCAAAUUUCUGAAAACUACUCAAACUUCAUCGCAGCUCAUCCCCUUCCAUCUUCCAACCAGACCUCUGUGAUGUACCCAUUCUCCCUUUCUUCUCAGCACAUGUUCCCUCUGCUUAGUUCCCAUUUUCAAACUCCCUUACAAAAUGCUGCACUGGGAUACUCACACUUUCACCCCCAUCCCUAUGCUCACGGAUGGACCUCACGAAUGGGCAGUAUGAUCAAGAACAGUCUUUUGAAAAAGAAGAAAUCAAGCCAAACAAGUCAAACUGGGGAGACAAGCUUUCCAGAAGCGCAAAAAGUUAGGGGAAGACUUGAAGAUUGCCAACACUGCAGUAAAAAAGUCCUUUGUGAUCCACUGCUGCGGGAGUCAGGCUCCACACGAUUGGGUCAAAGCUGCGAUGGAUGUCAGUUCUGUGGAAGAGACGCUGUGCAACUCGAAGCAAACGGCACAGACCACAGAGGCGAAAAACCCUACCAAUGCAAACACUGUCCCAAGAAGUUUAGCCUAAAACAUCAGCUCGAUACCCAUCAUCGCGUCCACACCGGAGAGAAGCCAUUUGAGUGUCGCCUUUGUGGUCAACGCUCACGGGACUACUCUGCUAUGAUAAAACAUCUGCGGACCCAUGAUGGGGCUGCACCCUACCAGUGCACCGUGUGCCUGGAGUUCUGCAGCAGCCUGGUCGCUAUGCAGAGGCACAUCAAGAGCCAUGCAGUGCAGGACUUCCCCCCUGACUGGAGCAUCAGCAACACCUACUUAUACAUCUCCCACAUAUGAGACCAUCCUAACAAGCUGUAGCCUGGUGUUCCUUGUGUAAGACUGUUAAAGUUCAGUUAAGCACUGUACUGAUGAUCAUAGCUAAUCAUCUGCUUUACCCAACCAACAGUAAAGCUCGAUUUAAAAAGAAAUAUAUUGCUCUUCUUGGAAGUAUUAAGAGCUAACUAGGCUUUGAAGGGUGUAAAAUCUAUGCAAAGUGAAACUGUUCUCUAUUUGCAUUCACAGUAAUAGGAAUUCCAUGUGCAGUACUAUUUUCCAGUGACAUUAAAGGUUUUGAAAGUGUUUACCGGGCAUUAAAGCCACAUCAGCAUCUAAUCCCCGAUGCAUGACGCAGGAAUCCUCCCUCUGACUUUCAAAAUUAUUAGACCGCUUUGCAGCUGUGAACUGGGUUUUUAGCGCUCUCAAGAGGACAUUUACUGAAAACAAAAUUCUGCUUCCAUUGACAUGAGGCUUUGUAUGCUAUUGACUAUGAGAAUUAUCUUAUAACAAGGUAAUGAUAAUACAGUAAAGAUCAAAGAGAAUAGUGGAAUUACCUUGAGCUUGGUAGGGUUAUAUGUAUGUUAGUAUGCAUGUGUGAAUGUUGGCAUUUUUUGAAAGCUGAUCCCCUAGUAUUUUACAGAUUAUUUUUUAAUCAGUGAAUUCUGAGGUUUCAAGACUUAAAUUAAAUUUGUAUUAAAGAAAUGUUUUUUUAACUGCAGUUUUAGGCAGUUAACGGUUAAUAUAUUAGUAUUACUGCUCGAUAGAAAUGAAUGUAUUCAAACUGUUAGAAGUAUUAUCAUCUGAUCUAGUGAUUUAUGAUUUCUUUAUUUUAGCUUAAAAAACUACUAGAUUACUUUUAGCUUUCUCAUAGCUCAUUACUUUUUUUGGAAAAUACAAUAAAUAAAAAAACAUUUUCGGAUAUCUUGAAUAAAUGAGCAUUUAAGAUCGUUUUUCUAUUAGUGGGGGUCUUUUGUCUUUCUGUCACUGCCAAAUGCAUGUUUCUAUUCAUUUAAGAUUAUGUCCUUCCGAUUAAACAGUACUCAGCAGACGAAAUGCUUUUUAUAAAAGUUACACACAAAGGUAUUAAACUGAUGUUUUCUCAGUAGUUUAUGUUUGCAAUACGAAGUAUUAUACAACGCUUCCUGAAGGGAGCUUCUAGUAAUACUCACAGGCCUUCUUCCACUAUAAGAUAAGUGUGGAUUUUAGCAGCAUUAUCAUAAUAUGUAAAAUAAUGAUAUUCAAUAAAUAUGUAUUUUUAUUUUCCAGCCAAUCAUUUAUCAAAUAUGCCAUGUUACUACAGCACGAAAUAAACAUGCUUGCCAAUAAGAGUAAUCUUCCGAGUUCUUGCACAAAUCUCAUUUAAAUGGGUUAAAACAUAUUAAGCCAUAAUUUCCUGACUGAAUUAAGCCUCUAAAAGAAUUUACAAAAGCAGUAGCAGUUACCAUGGUGAUUCUGUGCCGCCAGCCUGCUCCAGGCUUAACUAAGCCUGGUGCCUUAUCUGUUUUUUAUCUGUCUAUAUAAAAUUACAACUAAUACAGAUUGGUUUUUACUCAAGUACUCUAAUUAUUUUAACAUUAUGGAUGCCUACACCAUUAUUAACUUUAGACUUCU
Cyprinodon tularosa is the source of this 3203-nucleotide messenger RNA. It is a transcript of the gene zbtb32, whose product is annotated as zinc finger and BTB domain containing 32. Gene Ontology annotation, molecular function: RNA polymerase II cis-regulatory region sequence-specific DNA binding; DNA-binding transcription factor activity, RNA polymerase II-specific; protein binding. NCBI's taxonomy places the organism in Eukaryota, Metazoa, Chordata, Actinopteri, Cyprinodontiformes, Cyprinodontidae. Bases 114 to 1613 code for a protein of 499 amino acids. Gene Ontology annotation, biological process: regulation of transcription by RNA polymerase II. The record is from RefSeq and is a predicted model, not a curated record. The transcript is spliced from 5 exons.